Aspergillus wentii DTO 134E9 is the source of this 1216-nucleotide messenger RNA. Its product is annotated as TDT family transporter. The record is from RefSeq and is a predicted model, not a curated record. Gene Ontology annotation, biological process: sulfite transmembrane transport; transmembrane transport. Gene Ontology annotation, cellular component: plasma membrane. Bases 4 to 1191 code for a protein of 395 amino acids. The transcript is spliced from 5 exons. Lineage: Eukaryota; Fungi; Ascomycota; Eurotiomycetes; Eurotiales; Aspergillaceae. Gene Ontology annotation, molecular function: sulfite transmembrane transporter activity.
AAUAUGACACCAUCGCAAAAAGAUAGUAAGUUGUCAAAGCACAAUGUCGGCUGGCGACGUGUGGUCAGGAAUUUCAGUCCAUCAUGGUUUUCAACCACCAUGGGAACUGGCAUCGUGGCUAUUCUAUUUAAUAUUAUCCCCUUCAAAAGUCCAGUCUUAUAUUAUCUGUCAAUCAUAUUCUUCCUCCUUAAUGUCAUUUUGUUCUUUGCAGCUCUUGGACUGUCGAUUCUGCGAUACGCAUUAUACCCCGAGAUAUGGAAAGUGAUGAUUCAAGAUCCGACAAACUCUCUCUUUCUAGCUACCUGUCCAAUGGGCUUUGCAACGCUGCUAGAGAUGUGGAUAUUCAUCUGUGUCCCUCUAUGGGGAGAUUGGGCGAGACGAGUGGCGUGGGCAUUGUGGAUUGUCGAUGCUGUUGCUGCUGCGUCGGUUACCGUGUCUCUUUCUUUUAUACUUAUUUCUCAAAAGCACAUCACCUCCCUAGAGCGGAUUACUGCCCUUCAAUUACUCCCAAUAGCGGCCACGAUUGUCGCUGCAGGGACUGGAGCUGAAGUGGCAGAGAUUCUGCCUGAUUCUCAUCGUGCGAUGGCUACGGUGUUAGUAUCUUAUAUUCUCUGGGGAAUGGGAACACCAUUAGCCAUGGUUAUUCUGGUUAUUUACUACCAACGACUGGCAGUGCAUAAACUGCCUUCGAGAGAGACAAUUGUCAGCUGUUGCUUGCCUCUUGGACCGCUUGGUUUUGGUGGAUAUGGCAUCAUGUAUCUCGGAAAAGUCGCUCGAGAGUUACUAGCGGAUACGAACAUACUCGACCCGAUCGCUGGGAGUAUCGCGUACGUGUUCGGGGUACUUUUGUCUCUCACCAUGUGGAGCUUUGGGCUGAUCUGGCUCGUCUUUGCACUGGCGACGAUCUACUACAGCUCUCCAUUCCCCUUCAAUAUGGGCUGGUGGGGAUUCACCUUUCCACUGGGCGUGUACGCAGCCAACACGAUCCAACUGGGGGUCGAAUUGGAUGUUACGGUCUUUAAGGUUUUGGGGACGAUAUUGAGUGCUGCUGUCUUACUGCUGUGGACGGUUGUGGCGAUUCGGACUGCGGAUGGAGGAUGGCGUGGAACUCUGUUUUAUGCCCCGUGUUUGCAGAAUCUCAAGACCAAGGAAGAGGAGAAUAUGGAUGUUCUGUCGCAUCGGCAGGCAUGAUGUUUAGUAUUCAGUAGAUAUACGC